Molecule: messenger RNA, 548 nt
Organism: Stomoxys calcitrans (stable fly)
Lineage: Eukaryota; Metazoa; Arthropoda; Insecta; Diptera; Muscidae
Gene: RpL37a
Product: large ribosomal subunit protein eL37A
Exons: 3
Coding region: 81-362 (93 amino acids)
Biological process (GO): translation
Cellular component (GO): cytosolic large ribosomal subunit; ribosome
Molecular function (GO): RNA binding; structural constituent of ribosome
Source: RefSeq, a predicted model, not a curated record
CAUAUGUCACGUCAUGUGAAGUUGGCUGUAAUUGUUCUCUUUCUUGUGUCGCUCUUUCUUCUGUGGUCUUUCGAUCCAAGAUGACGAAAGGUACAUCCAGCUUUGGUAAACGCCAUAAUAAGACGCACACUUUGUGCCGUCGUUGCGGUCGCUCUUCCUACCACAUUCAAAAGUCAACUUGUGCCCAAUGCGGCUAUCCCGCUGCUAAGUUGCGUUCCUACAACUGGUCCAUCAAGGCCAAGAGGAGGAAGACCACUGGUACCGGCCGCAUGCGUCAUUUGAAGGUUGUCCGUAGACGUUUCCGUAACGGAUUCCGUGAAGGCACUCAAGCCAAACCCAAGAAGGCCACUCAAGCUAAAUAGAUGCUAUGUAUCUAAGUAGUCGACAGUAGGUUUGUGGGUUGUCGCCGGUAGAAACCUUUCUUUUUUUAAUGACCAUAUUUUUUAUGUUAACGUUUGUUUAUUGAAUGAACAACAUCAAUGAUAAUGUGAAUACGUUGUGGAAAACAAAAAUAAAAAACAAGAUGAUUUUUAAAAAAAGAUAAGGUA